Dichomitus squalens LYAD-421 SS1 is the source of this 2588-nucleotide messenger RNA. RefSeq lists its product as uncharacterized. The record is from RefSeq and is a predicted model, not a curated record. Bases 1 to 2148 code for a protein of 715 amino acids. Gene Ontology annotation, molecular function: RNA binding. The transcript is spliced from 4 exons. NCBI's taxonomy places the organism in Eukaryota, Fungi, Basidiomycota, Agaricomycetes, Polyporales, Polyporaceae.
AUGCAGUCUCUCUCUCGCCCAGCUUCCACCUCCACCCGCCAAGCCACGUCCCCCAACCCGAAGCCCCAACACCAAGUAAAUACCCAGACAAAAGUAUUUGACACCGCCCAUGGGAGACUCCUCUGUAUUGCCGACAUUCGUGGCCGACUCUCUGCACUCAACGACCUCGCGCGUGAGGCGAAUGCAUCCGCUAUCAUCCACACAGGAGACUUUGGCUUCUUUGAGGCCUCCAGCCUUGACAGGAUAAACGACCGCACCCUCCGCCACCUCACGAUGUACUCGCCACUCAUUCCUGCAGCGCAAAGAAACCAUCUUCUUGCGCCCGAAAAUCCACCUUCAGCUAUCCGUUCCACAGUGACAAUAUCCCUCUUGUCCGAGUUCCCUCUCCUCCUGUCUGGCCAGAUCAAGCUGCAAGUGCCGGUGUACACCGUCUGGGGUGCGUGCGAGGACGUCAUCGUGCUCGAGAAGUUCCGUGCAGGACAGUACGACAUCGAAAACCUUCACGUGCUCGACGAGGCAACGACGCGCUGCCUCGACAUCGGCGGCGUCAAGCUGCGCCUGCUCGGACUCGGCGGUGCGCUCGUCCCACACAAGAUGUUCGACAACGGAGACGGAAACGCAACGAUUGCGGGUGGACAGGGUACGAUGUGGACGACGGCACUGCAGAUCGGUGAGCUGGUGGACACCGCGCAGCGCGUGUUCGAUCCUACCGAGACGCGUCUCCUCGUCACCCACGCAAGUCCCGGUCGGGAAGGCAUUAUGACUCAGCUUGGGCUCGUCCUCAAGGCGGACCUUACACUAUCAGCAGGCCUUCACUUCCGCUAUGCGUCGUCGUACAACGAGUUCAGCGUUCAGUCGGACUUUGAGGGACUUCGACACAAGAUUGUGGUCGGGAAGGAAGCCUUUGACAAGGUCUGGGAGAGUGUGAAGUCGCAGGUGGACGCCGUCAUCGACGAACAUCAGCGUGUUCUUCUCGACAAGGCGCUUUCCGUUGUCGAGCGGAUACCACCGCCCCCCAACCAGCUUGGUCCAACUGGUCAGCCGCACGGCGAGGACCCCGCAUGGAAGAACUGCUGGAAUUGGAACCUCUGUGACGCAGCUUACGGCUCUCUCAUCCUUGACAUCAAGGACGGCCGUGUCAGCGCGGAGAUGAAGAGCCAAGGAUUCAACUACGCAUACCGUCGUACCGUCACGCCGUCGACCGUCGCGGCGACUCCUGGCUCCGCUACGUCUCAGCUUCCCAUACAAGGCGUGAACUCGGGCGCGGCGGCCACCCCCAAAGGCACUGGUACGGGUGCUGCGGCAACGCCUGUAGCCGCUGAGAAGCCCCUUCCACCCCACGUCACAGGCUCCAAGUCGAAACCCUCGACGCCGCCUCCGCCCGGCGGCUCAGGCCGGGAGACCCCGAAGCUGAACGGUGGCGCACCGAACCAGUCUGCGCAGGACAAGUUGGAGAAGGAGCGGGCCAAGAGGGAGCGUAAGAAGGAGCGCAAACAGCAGGAGCGGGCUGAGCGCGAGGCUACCACAACAGCGGCGAAGGAGGGUGCUCCGUCGCCCGCCCCUGGAGCGAGACAGGAGGUGGAUCUGAGCAGUCCGCCGAAAUCGGGCAAGGCGACGCCCGACGUCCCUACCCAGCCAGCGGCAGCUUCAGAAGGUAGGACAGACGACGGUGUCACUUCUCCCAACACGGAGAGCACGGGCGCCAGGACACCGACCAGCAAGCGCCCUGCACGGAACCCGUGGACGAUCUUCAUGCGUAUGGCCAACCCUGCGAACGAGGCUGAGGUUAGGGAGUUCUUCGGGGAUGCCAAGGAGGGCAUUACCCGCAUCAACUACCCUGCGAACUUCGCUGGUCGCAAUCAAAAGAUGUGCUACGUCGAGUUCGGUGACGAGGAGGCGAUGAAAGCUGGCUUGGCGAAGAACGGCCAGACCCUAAACGACUGCACGCCUGAAUUGAAGCAGGCGACCGACAAGGAGUCUCGUAACGCAGAUGGUGGCGGCCGCGGAGGCCCUUUCGCUGGGCGCGGUCGCGGAGGUCGUGGCGGUUUCGCAGCUCGCGGUUUCGCGUCUGCAGGUCUGAUGACGCGUGGAGGCGGUCCUGUUCGAACGAACGGCGACGCCCCUUCAUCUGGUGCUCCCGAGUCUUGAUCGUCUCGUCGGUGAGAAGUGAAGCGAGGUGGCGUCUCCUGCAAAUAUGGCUCUCACAUGUGUCCGCUAUGGUUUUCAUCCAUUUUCGCUUCGUCGAUAUGUUGCAAGCACCCUCUUCGAACCUACGUAAUCACUUAGUAGCAAGGUUAUCCGGCGCUAUCCCUUCCGUACUCCCUCCCCUUCAUGGCUCAUGAUGAUUUUGAGUUCCGCUUUCGCGCUUGGAUCAAGCUCACCAGGUGUGUUGUGUAGGUGAUUCUCCUUACGACUUUACGGUACUGUUCACUCCGAUACAUAUGGUCAAGUAGUACUAGACCUUCGCGUGUAUCUUGAUAACGACGCGCCCAUGCUAUACCCCUCCAACCCGCCAAAUCCGUAUCGUACUCUGCAAGCUUCUCACCAUGUAUGGUAUUCAUCGCAAGACUUUUGUGCGGAAUGUCUGA